Messenger RNA from Notolabrus celidotus (New Zealand spotty), 3420 nucleotides. Its product is annotated as protein crumbs homolog 1-like. Gene Ontology annotation, molecular function: calcium ion binding. Gene Ontology annotation, cellular component: signaling receptor complex; plasma membrane; cell surface. Bases 194 to 2146 code for a protein of 650 amino acids. Gene Ontology annotation, biological process: Notch signaling pathway; axon guidance. The record is from RefSeq and is a predicted model, not a curated record. The transcript has 7 exons. Lineage: Eukaryota; Metazoa; Chordata; Actinopteri; Labriformes; Labridae.
UCCUCUUUGCUUCAUCCAUCUGAGAGAACCUGACCCCUCAACAACCUAAAUCAAUUAUAUUGAGGUAGGAUCUACAAAAAAGAGCCAUCAUCGGGUCAGAGAGUAUAUCACCGCAAGGUUUGGAAACAAAGACCUGGAGAGUUACGCCAUCUUCUCACUGGACGAUGCCCCAGGUGACUCUGUGACUGUUUCCAUGUUUAUUCGCACCAGGCAGACCAGUGGCAUGCUCCUUAUCAUAUCAAAUACUACCAGCCAGUAUCUCCGCCUGUGGCUGGAAGACAGCAAGGUUCAAGUUCAAGUCAACAACUUCGAGACCCUUACUGGCCGAGGGUCGGUCAGCGACGGCCACUUUCAUCUUGUGACUGUGAAGCUGGAAAGAAUGGAGGCCAUCUUAUUCCAGUCAGCCAAGCUCCAGGGCUCCAUACCCAUAAGGCCCGUCCAUGCUCACCCUGGGGAUCUGGUCUUCAUUGGAGGGCUGCCACACUCCAGGGCCUCUGCCUCGUUUGGUGGUUACUUCAAGGGAUGUGUCCAGGAUCUGAGAAUAAACAGUAAACGACUGCAGUUUUAUCCCAUUGCAACUCAAGUGGAAUCUUACGGCCUGGAGCAUCACAUCAAUGUUGCCCAAGGGUGCAGCAGUGACAACGCCUGUGCUACCAACCCUUGUCUCAAUGGAGGAGUGUGUUACUCCAUGUGGGACGAUUUCAUCUGUAACUGCCCCCCCAACACUGCAGGGCGACGCUGCGAGGAGGUGAAAUGGUGUGAGCUGUCUCCCUGUCCAGCAGCUGCUGUUUGUCAACCUCGAUCCCAGGGUUUUGAGUGUUUGUCGAAUGUGACAUUCCGGGCAGAAAGCAGCAUUUUGCACUACAGAAGCAAUGGGAGGAUCAAGAAUAGUCUCAGCAGCGUCUCUCUCAGCUUUCGCACGAGACAGAACACUGCCACCAUAUUGCAUGCACAAAAAGACUCGGACUACUUCACCAUAUCUGUCCAAGACUCUAAUGUGGUCAUGGAGCUCCAGGUUGAUAAGUCCACUAAGACCACUGUUCAAAGUCAAGGCCCAAUCAAUGAUGGAGAGUGGCACAGUGUGGAGCUCAGCGUGGAGAACCUGAUAUUUCCAAACUCCAGGUGGAUCAUGGUUGUAGAUAGAGACAAGGAAGAGCUCAGCAUGUCUGGAACACUUGCAGGGAACCUGGAUUUUCUAAAACAGGGAGCGGACAUCUUCUUGGGAGGGCUGAGCUUGGACGCUGGAGUGAGCAUGUCUGGCUGUCUGGGUACAGUUGAGAUUGGAGGGCUGCCUCUCCCUUUCCACCUUGAUACAGAGCUGAACCUCCCCCGACCUCAGGAGGAGCAGUUUACAAGGGUUAACACUAACGCCGCCCCACAUUAUGGCUGCUGGGGAUCCAGUGUGUGUUCCCCAAACCCAUGUAAGAACGAGGGCGUGUGUGAAGACAUAUUCGACCUCCAUCGCUGCAAGUGCACCUCAGAGUGGACAGGUUCACUGUGCCAAGACCCAACAGAUACCUGCAUUUCUAACCCAUGUAUCUAUGGCAACUGCACCAACCUACAAAGGGGAUUUAAGUGUGUGUGCGAGCAUGGGUACAGCGGUGAACUGUGUGAAACGGAAGUUGAUAUGUGUGGAUACAGCAAUUGUGGUGAAGGAGCCACAUGCAUCAAAGGACUCACAACCUAUGCAUGCCUCUGCCCACAGAAUAUGACUGGCCAAUACUGCGACAAGAAGAUCCCGGAAGCUCCAUGGUACAUCGAGAUAAGCCCACUUCCUCAGCUUCCUACAUCGACAUGUGCGGGAACAAGAUGGACCUACAGCUGCUAUAAUGGAGGGAACUGCUCAGACACAAACGACACCUGUUACUGCCUACCUGGUUUCACUGGACUGUGGUGUGAGCGGGAUGUGGACGAGUGUGCAUCGGACCCAUGUAUGAACGGAGGCUUCUGUGUGAACUACGUAAACAGUUUUGAGUGUGUGUGUGACUUGAAUUACUCAGGGAUCCACUGUCAAAUAGACGCCAGUGACUUCUAUUUGUACCUCUUCUUGGGUCUAUGGCAGAACCUCUUCCAGUUGGUGUCCUACCUUGUUAUGCGCCUCGAUGAUGAGCCGGAAAUUGAGUGGGUGUUCCAUGACAACGACUAAAUGACUCAAACUGUAUUAAACUUGGCCUUCAAGGUCAUUCACAACUACUUCUGAACAGACUUUACAAACAUGGGACCAAAAUGGAAGCAUGAACCAUAGAGCAACAAAAUCUGCUCUACUAUUUCAGGGUUUGAUUGCUAUUUGAUAGAUUUUUUUAACUGUUGUCAUUGACAUUAAGAGAAAAUACAUCAAAGGUACAGUGUGUAAAAAUGUGAAUAUCUAGCAUUGAAUUUCUAGUUUUGAAACACUCCCAUGCUCACCCUUCUGUUAUUGAAGCUCCACAAGCAAUGGUGGCCUAUGAGGACAAGAAGCUGCUGGGAUAAAUGUGAUCCUCCAUUUGUCAAAUUUUUAAUUCAGAACUAAUUCUUCAGAACAAAACAACCACUCUCUUCUUCUUUGUCUUUCAACCAGUGCAUUUUGCGCAACCACUCACUAAAUACAAAAUGUGUAUGGUCCUCACUAGUUUGUCCGUUUUACACUACUGUAGAAACAUGGUUGUGUAAGAUGGCGGCCUUGGACCCGCUCCUUGUGUAAAUAAAAAAGACUAAUUUUAAGUCAACAAAAAUAAAACUAUUUUUAUAUUCCACCGAUCAUACACUUAUCCAAACAAACUUAGAGGUCUGUUCUGCUAAAUACCACGCAAUACUACAGACUGUACCUUUAAUUUAUAAAUGGUCUCAAUAGCGGAGGCCUCUGGUGAUUUAGGUGGAACUAACAGGUAUGUAUCUACUUGAGAUUUAAUUGGAUCCUUAUUGCAAUAACAGAGUGGGAUCUAGUUUCUUUUAGAGCGCAAAGACUAUGUUCAAAAACUCAGAUGCCAGACAAUGAAGUUAAACCCGAUGAAAUUUUUUACAAUUAUUUCACUAGAUCAAAAGAAACAGUGAAUAGCUGCAAUAAAUAAAGACGUAAAAUUGUAUUUUAUUGUAUUCAGUGUACUGACAAGUUCAGAAAUCUGUCUGUUGUGAACAAAUUUGUGACAGUGAAAACUAUAUAUUGCACCAUAACAUUAUAUGAAAUGCAUUCUAUCUGGUUCUCAUACUGAAAACCACACAGUAGAGAAUUAUUGUGCCUUAAGUUUACACGUUUUGUCCAAAGCACUGCAUUCUUAUCAGUGAAUAUUUCGUAACUGUUCAGGGAUUCAGUCAUAUACAGUUACAAUAUCUUGGAUAUUAAUAAAAACAUGUUUUUAGGAAGUUGUAUAAUUACAAAUAUGUUUGUACCAAUGUAUAAAAUAGAUGAAGGCUACUCUGCAUGCAGCACAUAUGGAACCUGAA